Psammomys obesus (fat sand rat) is the source of this 939-nucleotide messenger RNA. RefSeq names its product barttin CLCNK type accessory subunit beta (gene Bsnd). The coding region runs from base 1 to 939 and encodes 312 amino acids. Lineage: Eukaryota; Metazoa; Chordata; Mammalia; Rodentia; Muridae. The transcript has 5 exons. Gene Ontology annotation, molecular function: chloride channel regulator activity. Gene Ontology annotation, cellular component: basolateral plasma membrane. Gene Ontology annotation, biological process: chloride transport. The record is from RefSeq and is a predicted model, not a curated record.
AUGGCUGACGAGAAGACCUUCCGUAUCGGCUUCAUCGUACUGGGCCUUUUCCUGCUAUCCCUCGGCACGUUCCUCAUGAGCCACGACCGACCCCAGGUCUACGGCACCUUCUACGCCAUGGGCAGCAUCAUGGUGAUCGGGGGCGUCAUCUGGAGCAUGUGCCAAUGCUAUCCUAAGAUCACCUUCGUGCCGGCAGACUCUGACUUCCAAGGCAUCUUGUCCCCAAAGGCCCUGAGCCUGAUGGAGAACGGGCUUUCAGAGAAACUGAGAAGCACAAAUCCCAGCCCCCAACCCCCCUAUGUCAGGCUGUGGGAAGAAGCUGCCUAUGACCAGAGCCUUCCAGAUUUCACUCACAUCCAUAUGAAGGUCAUGGGCUACAGUGAGGAUCCCAGGCCCCUGCUGGCCCCUGAGCUGAAGACGGGAACCAGCAGUGGCAGGGAGGGGGAGCCUCGUUCUGCUCAGGCCUGGAUGGAUGCUUCGGUGGUGGUCCACAGGAGCUCAGAUGAGAACGAGGGAGGAAGAUCCCGUACUCAGAGCAGCCCCGCAGUGUCUUCCCAAGGCCCUGCACCCUUGGCCUCGUUCCAAGACGACCUGGACAUGGGCUCCAGCGACGGCAGCAGCCCUCAUCCGUCCCCACCGGACAGGGAUGAGCCGAAGCCGCAGCCGCAGCCGCCCUGGGCCAGCGGAGGGCCACUGGAUCGCUUCAGUGACUUUGCUCUGAUUGAUGACGCCCCCACAUCAGAGGACAGGGUCCCGGAGGGGCCGGUUCGGGGGGCGGCUCUGCCCAGCAAGCAGCAGCCAUCCCUGACGAUGAAGAAGAAGGAGACUGCAGAGGAACCGGAGCAGGAGGAGGAAGACCUGUACUACGGGCUUCCAGACAGCCCUGGGGACCCCCUCCCUGACAAAGAGUUGGGCUUCGAGCCCGAUGUCCACGGCUGA